AUGGAAAUACAGAAGUACCUUGAAUCAAAUACAAAGAACCACCUCUCAUCUUCCAUGUGCUCAUUGCUGGCUUAUGUACUGCUCAUGUCAGAGGAGGUGCUGGAUGAGCUCAACCUAAUGAUGUACAGGACCACAUUGGGAAGCCACAUGAGACUUCUCCCAGCUGUAAGAUGCUGCAGAAAAGCAAAGCUCUGCGAAUGUUAUCUCGAUGAUACCUGCUGUGAAACUGUGGCUUUAGCACUGCAGAUACCAAACUCACCCCUGAUAGAACUGGACAUGAGUGACAAUGACCUGCAGGAUUCAGGAGUGAAGCUGCUCUCUGAUGGACUGAAGAGCCCAAACUGUCAGCUGACUAAACUAAGGCUCAAGAGUCAGAUGUGUUUUAUAUGUUGAUUUGAUACGCAUAAGGUAUCAUCACCCAAAUCAAAUAGAUUACUGCAUGUAAUUAUCUUUUAUAAAACUGAUAGUUCUGGUUCUUAAUUGGUGACUGGCUGUGCUGCAUUUGAAGCCAUUGUAAAAUACUCUGUAAACAAACACCUGUGAACUAGUUACAUCAGUAUUGUACCACUUCAUCUGCUGUGUGAUUCUUUUUAAG
Messenger RNA from Labeo rohita (rohu), 595 nucleotides. RefSeq names its product NACHT, LRR and PYD domains-containing protein 12-like. The transcript has 2 exons. The record is from RefSeq and is a predicted model, not a curated record. The coding region runs from base 1 to 393 and encodes 130 amino acids. Lineage: Eukaryota; Metazoa; Chordata; Actinopteri; Cypriniformes; Cyprinidae.